Molecule: messenger RNA, 1407 nt
Organism: Trichophyton verrucosum HKI 0517
Lineage: Eukaryota; Fungi; Ascomycota; Eurotiomycetes; Onygenales; Arthrodermataceae
Exons: 2
Coding region: 1-1407 (468 amino acids)
Source: RefSeq, a predicted model, not a curated record
AUGGACAUAGGAACUGUGUUUGUCCAUGCUGUUGCAAAUUUAUAUUCAACAUUCACAGCACAGGCAAAACUUAUUCUUCAGGAGGAUCCUUCGUCAGAGCUAAGUGUGGAUUUAGGAAGCAGACCUGGCUUGGAACUAGAGACGCCAGCUGGCAAUGGAAUAUCACUGAGGCUAGGAAGCCUUCAAUAUGGCCAGUCACGGGAUAUUAUUAUCCGUUACAGUAAAGCAUCGAAGAACCGCACAGUUAAUAUACGAGGCAAACUUGUUUAUGCCGUUGAUGGCGAGACUAAGGAGGUCCAGGUGCAGAAGGUGGUCAACAUCGAUGAGAUCUCAGUACCUCAGGCUGUGAGCGACUACCAUUACAUGCGCUCAAGGCUUUGUACACUUCUAAGGACUUUCCACCCACUUGAGGAUACCGCAGAGAACUUCAGUUUCUCCUUGAGGGGCGUCGAAGAAAUGCGAACGAAGCUAGAAAGCCUGGCUACUGAAAUCAAAGGUCUCGGUCACACUGAUGAUUACAACCGGAGCAUUAUUGAGGAUAUCGCUGGUGAAUCACCACAUGGACAAAUAGGCAUGGCAUUGUCAUCCCCAGAGUUCUAUCACCGUUGGGGUGGGCACUACCACCCAGGCCCAUUGAUGUACGGCAAGGCUUCUCCCCUGUUCUGUAAUUGUCGGGCCGAGCUGGACGGAGUGUUUGACAACUUACCACCUCCUAAGCCAUCACGGCCGUCAUCCUCGGGAGCACCCCACCGUCCAGUACGUAUGUCUCAAUAUAACAGAUCCAGUGGACCGUGUUUUACAGGAAACUGCCAUAUCCGAAUCUCCAGCAAGGAAAGUGAGCUUAUCAACGCUACCAUUUCUCUCGAGAAUCUUCGCCCCGGCAUGUCAGUAUGGACUCCACACGGACCGCGGGAAGUUAGGGCUGUCCUGCAAACUAGCGUGAACCACAUCGACAUCUGCAAAAUCGGCACACUCCAGAUCACUCCAUGGCAUCCAAUGCGAAUUCAAAAUGAAUGGGAGUUCCCUCUCAAUGUGACCAAAGAAGGUCUUCAAUACUUUUCCGGAGACAUCUAUUCAGUGUUACUUGAACCUGAUUCUAACUCCGAGGCACAUGCCAUUAUGGUAGAGAACCACAUCUGUGUCACUCUGGGUCAUGGAAUUUUGACUGGAGAAGAUGUUCGCGCCCAUGAGCUAUUUGGUGACUACCAGUUGGUUUCAAGGAAGCUAGAAUCGCUUCCAAAACUUCCUAAUGGGUUGCUACACAGCAUCGGGGUCGAACGGUCACCUGAGUCAGGCCGCAUAUGCGGAUUCAUCGGAGGAGACCGCCUUCUCAAAGCCCUUAAUGUACCCUGCAAAAUUGAGGGAGAUCACCAAUGUGGUGGAAGCUAUGUUAAGGUUACUGUUUGA